Molecule: messenger RNA, 2518 nt
Organism: Pocillopora meandrina
Lineage: Eukaryota; Metazoa; Cnidaria; Anthozoa; Scleractinia; Pocilloporidae
Source: the annotation of a GenBank genome assembly
CACUCAAUUACUUCUCGGUUACUGGGUCUUUUGAAAUCACCUGGUUACCCAGUCGCUCUAACUUCAAUAUGGCGGAAUUUGCAGCCCAUUUGAACCAAGGCACUUUGAACGCUCAACCAACAAUAUUUGAGAUAGUCGCCCAAGAAUCUAUGGCAUCAGUGCUAAGACCGGCUGUUAUUUAUGCGUUGAAAGUGCUGGCAAGUUCUAAUCCUGACAGAUGGGGCUGGAUUUGGCGUUUCGGAGACGAACUUCACCUAUGUUUAGAAUAUAUUCUCCAGAGUCACUAUUUAAGGAACUUUGAAGGUUCAAUAUCUGAACAUUUUUAUGGGCUCAAAAGAGUUAGCAGAACCCCUAAUAACAAUGCCGAUGAUAAACUAUCAAGUUUGCAGAGAUAUUUGUCUUUAUUAAUGUUAGUGGUACUUCCAUAUGCUAAACUUAAACUUGAUCAGCUGUUUGAAAGAUUAAGAGAAGAGUAUGUUACUGGUUCAUUGUCCUCCCAUCCAGCCAGGAAGCGGUUGUAUUUUCUGCACCUCAAGAGAAUAUUUAUUUACUUGUAUCCCUUCUUACAUUGCGCGUGGGAAUCGAUCUUUUUGUGUUAUUACAUGCUGUAUAUCUUUAGAGUCUCUGGAGUUCACUCUCCUUUACUUCAUAUUGUGGGAAUCUCUUUACAAAGAUUCACACAACGAGACAUUGUCGUGCACAAUCUGCAGAGAAGUCUUCCUACAGUUCCUUACAGACAGACUAUGGUUAAACAAAUACUGGCCAUUCCAUGCUCAGUUACAAGGCUGCUAUCAUCAGUGUUAGCCAAUGGUCUUCCUAUUGCUGUGUUUUCACUUAAAUUCAUAGAGUGGUGGUAUUCAAGUGACAAUAGAAGUGCUGUUCAGUCAGUAAUGCAGUUACCAGUCCCCUCGCCACCAACCCAGCCUAAGGUAGUUUGUCUCAGAGGUAUUUAAUUUGGAGUAUGGUAUUUAAUUUGGAGUAUUUAUGUAGAAGGAAGGUUUUAUAUUCAUGAGAUAUGUUCAUAUCUGAAUUUGCAUGGCAGUUUAUUCUCAGAGAAGCCAAAGUGUCUGGCAAGGUGAAAGAGAGGAGGUAAAUGAGGCUUGUGUGAUUGUACAAAACAUGAUGAUUACAGCUUUUAGCCUGGCACUCGAAUGAUCCCAAAACUCGAUAAUAUUUUGUAGCUUGAGACAUCUAUAAAUCUCAUUACCGACCUUUCAAACUACCAAAGAGCCCUGUCAACUCAAACUCUCAAGGGAAAGGAAAAUGCUUUGAGUUACUAGGGCUUGAGAUAAUGGGAGUAGUGUAUUUCAGUUAUCCUGUUUGGGAGUUAGCAGGGCUCUAUUGUGCUCACCCUUUUUUGGUGGGUUCAAGUUAACUGAGUUUUAGUUAAUGGUGUGAUAUGGUAAAGUUCUGGAGAAACUGUGGUGCUGACUUGGUGGGGAAGUAUAACAAGAUCAUUGAGUUUUAUCAACUGAGUUGAUGAUGUAAAUUGGCCACUGUAAAGAGUUUCCAAGCUAAUGUUUCAAGUGUUAGCCCUUCUUCAGAGCAAAAUACAAAGGGCUAGCAAUUGAAACAUCAGCUUAGAACCUCUUUGCAGUGGCCAAUUUACGUUAUCAACUCAAUUGAAAACCAAAUUAUCUUGAUGAGUUUGAGUUAGUGGGGUUCUGAUGUACUCAUCACUUUUGUUGUAGGUGGAAGUGAACUGAGUUUGAGUAAGCAGGGUUCUACUGUACUCAUCAUUUUUGUUAUUGUUGACAGCCUGCCCAACAUGGUGUCCAACUCCCUCCACAUCCAGCUCAGUGUCCACUGUGUAAGAGAGUUCGCACCAAUCCUACAGCAUUGUCUUCCUCUGGCUAUGUUUUCUGCUACCCUUGUAUCCACAAAUACCUCAAUCAACAUGGAUGCUGUCCAGUCACACAUUUGCCAAGUGCAUCAAAGCAACUUGUCAGGCUUUAUGUUGAUAUUGUAAACUAAAAAAAAUACCAGUUUUUCAGAGUGAAAGAAAUUUAAAGUCCUUUUCUUCUGAUAGAAUUUUGGGCAAAUUUUCCCAGUCACACCCAGUACUCAAUUAUCAUUAGAGACUGAAACAAGUUAUUUAACCUGUUACACCCUAACAUUAGUAUACAUAUUCUCCAAACAGUUCUUCUUGCUUUUUGUAUGGUGCUGACAUGGAGAAUUUGUCUAACAAUCAAGAGCUUCCUUAGUUGGUGAAUCAUUUUCUUUUGCACAAUCUUAACAUGUGAUUCAUGGGUGAUAUUGUGAGAAGAAAUUAGAUGCUAGUCACUCUAAGGGUACGAAGGGUUAAAAAUGCUGUUAUAUGGAAAGUUAGUUUUCUUUGAAUUGCCGCAAAAAUAAUGACUUGUCGAGUUAAGUUCUGCUUGUUUAUUAUCAAAGUUUUAACUUUUUUUCUAAUUUAACUUCACUUAGCCCAAUUAAUUUCAUGAUUUUAAGAAUUCUUUUUUUCAGUGAUGGGCUGCACGAAGUCACUAACUUCUUUUAUGUAUUAAGGAAAACAAAC